AUGGUCUUGCGAGUGUCGUAUGUUUUGGUGGUUCUAACCAUUCUUUCCAUGGAUCAUAGGAUCUCUCAAGCCACAUCCCGUGUUGCCUUUCAGAAGCUAUCCAUUGCUGAUUACUUCGAACAAUGGAUGAUCCAGUUCUCUCGAGUUUACAUCAAUUCACUCGAGAAACAGAUGAGGCUGGAAGUGUUCAAGAAAAACUUGGAAUACAUUGAGAACUUCAAUACUAAGGAGAAUAAAAGCUACAAACUUGGUGUCGACGAGUUCACGGAUCGAACUGACGAGGAGUUCCUAGCCACCCACACCGGUCUCAGUGGCAUUAAUGUAAUUUCAUCAUCCGAAGUGGUUGAUGAAUCGAUGUCAUCUUCGAACUGGAACGUCAGUAAUAUCAUUGGAUUCUAUGCCAAGAGCAAAGACUGGAGAUUGGAAGGAGCUGGUUUCUCCGUCUCUGAGGCGAUUUCGUGUCCGAGUCCAGAGCCGGAGAUUUUCUCGAUCAAUUCGUCGUCGGAGUCACUCGUAAACGCUCUCAGUUUAUGUGUUGUUACCACGGCUGAUGGUUUUCAUUAUCGUCAGCCUUGGGUCAUUGGUGUGCAGGAGCAUAACGAACGGCUCACAAGUCGUGUGGAGGAGGUGGAGGCGAUGAUCAAGUGGGUGCCGGAGGUGAAUAAUAAGAUUAAGAGUCUGGAGGCAGAGGUAAAAGCCCUCACUGUGGAGGUUGAUAGGCUCACUGGGAAGGUUUAUAACCUGACCGUGCAGGUGGAUCACUUGGAGAAAUGCUGCUUCGACUGA
This is a messenger RNA of Brassica napus (rape), 786 nucleotides long. RefSeq lists its product as uncharacterized. The record is from RefSeq and is a predicted model, not a curated record. NCBI's taxonomy places the organism in Eukaryota, Viridiplantae, Streptophyta, Magnoliopsida, Brassicales, Brassicaceae. Bases 1 to 786 code for a protein of 261 amino acids. The transcript has 4 exons.